AUGAUUGAACUUUCAGCCAAGUUAACCACAGGUACCGUUUAUUUAGCUGGAGAAGCAUUAGAAUGUUGCAUUACAUUUUGCCACACUACUCAACCAGAACACUGGAAUUCACAAAGCCACAGUGAUAUUUUGGAAAACCUAGCAUGGGCUUCAGCUCAAAUACACUGUUUCUAUUCAACUUCGGGUAACUCUAGUGAAAAAGCGGUUAGUGUAGAGAAGACAACUGCACUGGAAGUUACAUCAUGUGAUAUUGGGGAUGUUGUAUUCCAUACAAAACCAAAAAUAUUAUUUUGUGACCUAACUAUUCCACUUGGCGAAACCAAAACAUUUUGGUAUAGAGAAUCUUUGCCAAUUGAAGCUGCACCGUCGUACAGAGGGACAACAGUUAAAUAUUCAUACAAAAUAACAAUAGCAACACAAAAAGUUGGCUCACAUAUAAAGAUGAUGAGAAUACCAUUCAGAGUGUUGCCAAUAAGCCCCAUAAUCAAUAUGCAAGACUUAGCAGCACUUUGUGGUAAUGAGACAACUGAAGAGUUACAACCUACAAACCCAUUUUCAGAAGAGAGAAAAGUUGAGACACCAUUGACUAUGGCCCUACAAGUUUUACAGAAUCUUACAGCAAGAAGGAGUCCCAAUUCAUAUAUGAUAACCAAUACCCGUGGGAAAGUUGGUCGUUUCUGUUUAUUUAAAUCUGCUUACAAAUUGGGAGAAGACAUUGUUGGCACUUUUGAUUUCUCCGUCGGCACUGUGACAUGCAUGCAGGUUUCAGUAUCUUUGCAGCCCGAAGAAAUAAUAAAGUCUAAAUCACCAGCAAAGAAUGUAAAUAAAGAGUCCAGCAGUAGAUCAAUGACAGUGGCCCGGUUUCAUGAAGUGACACUCGGGUUAACGCAUUCUGAACUCAUUCUUCCAAUACCUCUACACAUCACUCCAGCAUUUGAUGUUAAUGAAGUGUCAUUAAGAUGGCGUCUUCACUUUGAAUUUGUGACUACAAAUGAAAACCUUUCCCCCAGUUCUGAAGAUAAUGAUUGGAAUGCUCCACUCAAUGUGCCCAUAGAAACUAUGGUCUGGAAUCUUCCAGUUAAAAUUUACUCUACAUUACCAAAGCAGAUAACGCAACAUUCAGUUGGCAAUGAUGCUUAUACAUUGUACAUUAAAUAG
Messenger RNA from Parnassius mnemosyne (clouded apollo), 1158 nucleotides. Lineage: Eukaryota; Metazoa; Arthropoda; Insecta; Lepidoptera; Papilionidae. The record is from the annotation of a GenBank genome assembly.